AUGGAUCCAGUUGAUGAAAACGAAGAAUUCGAGAAACCAGAGGACGAGACUGUUGAAGACGAGACAGUAAAUGAGGAUGAACAAAGCGAUGAGCAAUCUUCGAAUGAAUUCGAAGAAGCAACGGUGGUUGAGCCAAGACGUUCAAAUCGUCAACCAAAAAAGAAGAAGAGAAACUCCAGUGAUUCCGGAGGCGAGGAAGAACCCUCUUCAGCAAGCGGCCACAACGUGGUUCCACUCUCCAACGUCGACAACUUAAUUCAUAUUGGAAGUGAAUAUCAAGCAGCGAUCGAUGAUUUUACAAGCACAGAGGACAUUGUGUUGUGUACAGAAGAUCCAGAUCGGGAUGAGCUGGUUUGGAGAACACCGAGUAUCGUUGAUGAAAAAAAAUUGGAAAUGUAUGUAAAUGAGGCUGUCGGCCGCUUCCGACUUCCAAUCGAUAGAGCGCUUUACAUUCUCAUGAAGACUCAUUAUAACUAUGAAGCUGCUGGAGGAGAGGCCUCGAAGCGGCGUCAAAUUCGGGAUAGAUGGACUGAGGAAGAGCGUGCUAUUUUCACUAACGCAUUCCAUGAGCAUGGAAAAAAGUUCGCCGAAAUCAGAUCAGCGCUUCCACAUCGCUCAAUGGCGUCCAUUAUUCAGUAUUACUAUGAUACGAAGAAAAAUGCGAAUUACAAGACUUCGUUGGAGGUUAAGCUCUCGGAGCUUGAUGGAAUCGACGAGGACGAAAUAAGUGAUGAAGACGACAAUGAAGAUGACGAUCGCGAGAUAAUGUUCUACCGCGGAACUUGCGAAAAUUGCGGAGAGAGAACUGAAAAACUGUCAUAUAAUACAUUGGUGCAACGCAAAGAAUGCCAACCAUGCCUACAGUAUAUGCGUUUGAUGGGUGCUCCAAGGCCAGUGUCAUUACGGGAUACGACAAAAGAAUUAAAGCGGGUUCAUAUUCGUUGCCCGGAAAGAAUGCGUAAACAUGUGGAACGAUAUGAGGAAUUGUCAGCACCGGCGACUGGCGAUCCUACAACUCGGCUGAAAAUCGGCCGGAAGAAGGCUGUAAAAGAAGAAGAUGAUUGCAUGAUACUGGAAGCAGCCAGUGCUCGUCGUCCAUCAUCUCCAUUAAUUGUUGAACCGUCAGUAUUGGAUGGGCUUGUUGAUCAAGACACUUGCCGAAUGACUCGAACAUUUUCCAGCGAAGAGGAUAUUAAAGAAAUCGAACGUCUCAAGGACCGUAAUUCACUUCCAAUUAUGCUUGUAUGGAGAAAAAAGCAAACGAUUUGUAUGGAAGAUAUUGAAAUUCUCGGAGAAGAAGCUCGCCGAAAAAUGUAUGAAGCGGCGCAGUGUUUCGCGAGAGUCAAUCGGCAAGACGUGGCCAAUUGGAAACAAGAAAUGCAGAUUCUCAAAUCGCGAGUUGAGCGAAAAUCCGCUUCGAUGGAGGGCGAUUUAAAAUCACAGCGCAAUCGUCAACACAACUUCCAAUGGACGGAUCAAGAGAAGCAAGAUGCCAUUCGCUGCUUCCAUUGGUAUCAAGAUGAUUUCGAUGCAGUCGCAGAAAUAUUGGGAAACAAGACAGCCCCUCAAAUAAGGCAGUUUUAUAAUGAAUUAGGCGAAGAUAUUCUUGAGUCGAUCAAGAAGUAUCAGGACGAGAUGCGCGAGAAAAUUGUACAGAAUAACAUAAUGGCGCAAUUGAAUCAGACACCGGCGAAAAAUAACCAUCGCUUCGAUCCAACUAAGUAUAUUCAUUUGGAUUAA
This is a messenger RNA of Caenorhabditis bovis, 1740 nucleotides long. The record is from the annotation of a GenBank genome assembly. Lineage: Eukaryota; Metazoa; Nematoda; Chromadorea; Rhabditida; Rhabditidae.